Molecule: messenger RNA, 3125 nt
Organism: Hippopotamus amphibius kiboko
Lineage: Eukaryota; Metazoa; Chordata; Mammalia; Artiodactyla; Hippopotamidae
Gene: ZNF74
Product: zinc finger protein 74
Exons: 5
Coding region: 337-2214 (625 amino acids)
Biological process (GO): regulation of DNA-templated transcription
Source: RefSeq, a predicted model, not a curated record
GCAGGCGCACGUCCCGCGACGGCUGCCGCGCUCUCCUUUGUGGCGGCCGCGCACCUUCUGUGGGAGGCGGGUCCGGCCGGCCGCGCGUCCGUCAGCCCGUCCGCGCCGGGCCCGCGUGCCGCCCCCGCCACCCCCAGCUCCGGGCGGCCGGGCCCGAGGCGUGGCCGGCCCGCGCGGGCCCGGGAAGCGUGGGGGAGAUACGCGCGGGCGGAGCGCGCGAUGGGGCGAGAGCGCGGCCCGGGGCGCGGGGCGCCUGCGGAGCCGGCCUGAGCCCGACCCGACCCCGCGGGGCUGCGCGAGGGUCCUGGGCCCGGGCGGCCGCCGGCGGAGCGCGCCAUGGAAGCCCCGGAGCCCCGGGAGGCAGCCGCGUCCUCUCGGGCCCCUGCCCUUCUCAGCGCGACUGCAGCCGACGAGUUGGGUCCGGGGCUGCCGGAAGCCAGCUCCCAGAAGUCGGUGACUUUCAAGGAUGUGGCCGUGGACUUCACCCAGGAGGAGUGGGGCCAGCUGGACUCCCCUCAGAGGGCUCUGUACCGGGAUGUGAUGCUGGAGAACUACCAGAACCUUCUCGCCCUGGGGCCUCCGGUCUGCAAGCCGGACGUGAUCUCCCACCUGGAACGAGGUGAGGAGCCGUGGUGGGCGCCCGGAGAUGUCCUCGGAGGGGCUGGUCCAGAUCCGGAGCGGGAGCGCGGGCCGGAGCCGGAGGAGCCGUGGUCUCGGCAGCCGCGCGUUUACAAGGAAGAGCCGUCGUGGGAGCCGAGCGCGGACGGGCUGGUGACGCGGGGCCUCCGCAGCCCGGGUGCCGGCGAUGGGGGCGCCCGGGGGGGCCCGGCGACGGCGCUGUCGCGCGGUGAGGCCGCCAGGGACGGCCCGGCAGAGGAGCAGCCCCGGGGCCGCGCGGCCUCCGAGGGGGCUCUCGGCCGGAGGCGCGCGCCCCUGGCCCAGCCCCUCCUCCCCGCCGCAGCCGGCUCUGCGGACGGCCGCCCGGGGCGCGUGCGGUCCGGCGGGGCGGGGAGCGGCCCGUUCGCCUGCGGCGAGUGCGGGAAGGCCUUCCAGCGGAGCGCAGCCCUGGCGCUGCACCGGCGGCGGCACGCGCGGGAGAAGGCCUACACGUGCGGCGAGUGCGGCAAGGCCUUCCCCUGGAGCACCAACCUGCUGGAGCACCGGCGCGUGCACACGGGCGAGAAGCCCUUCCUCUGCGGCCAGUGCGGCAAGGCCUUCAGCUGCCACUCGUCCCUGAAUGUGCACCGGCGCGUGCACACGGGCGAGCGGCCCUACAAGUGCGGCGCCUGCGACAAAGCCUUCAGCUGCAGCUCGCUGCUGGGCAUGCACCUGCGCGUGCACACCGGCGAGCGGCCCUACCGCUGCGGCGAGUGUGGCCGCGCCUUCAACCAGCGCACGCACCUGACGCGGCACCGCCGGAUCCACACGGGCGAGAAGCCCUACCGGUGCGGCGCGUGCGGCCGGGCCUUCGCCUGCCACUCGUCACUGACGGUGCACGAGAAACUGCACAGCGGGGACAAGCCCUUCCAGUGCGGCGACUGCCAGAAGGCCUUCAGCAGCCGCUCGCGCCUGACGCUGCACCAGCGCGCCCACACGGGCGAGAAGCCCUUUGAGUGCAGCCAGUGCGGCAAGGCCUUCAGCUGCCACUCGUACCUGGUGGUGCACCAGCGCGUGCACAGCGGCGAGAAGCCUUUCCGCUGCGACGAGUGCGGCAAGGCCUUCAGCUCCCACUCGUACCUCAUCGUGCACCAGCGCGUGCACACGGGCGAGAAGCCGUUCGACUGCAGCCGCUGCUGGAAGGCCUUCAGCUGCCACUCGUCCCUCAUCGUGCACCAGCGCGUCCACACCGGCGAGAAGCCCUACAAGUGUGGCCAGUGCGGCCGUGCCUUCAGCCAGAAUCACUGUCUCAUUAAACAUCAGAAGACGCACGCCGCGGAGAAGCCCUUCAAGUGUCACGAGUGCGGCGAGGUGUUCGGCUGGAGCGGCCCCCUGGCGGAGCACCGCAGGCUCCACGGCGGGGAGAAGCCCUUCGCCGUCCCGUUUGACAAGCACUUGCUGAGUGCCUACUAUGUGCCAGGCGGCCUGCUGGGCGCAGGGGGCUCGGGGGGGAGCGGCGUGGGCCCUGUGGAAGCCCUAGACGUGGCUGAGCUCCUGGGCGUGGUCCCGCCCGCGGCCGGCAGGAGUUUCCCCCUGGGCAGCAGCCCCGGAGAUUAACUCAUGUGUGCGAGGACCCACCUGCCCUCCUGGAAACGCCCCUUACAGGCCCUCACCUCCCGGGAAGGGGUCCGCGGUGUUAGAGGAGACUUGAGGCUGCUCGAGGAUGUCCCGUCAUCCUCCCUUCCUUGGUUGGUUUGGAAGUCGCUUUGGGUGGAAGAGAUCUUUCCUGCAGAUGAAAAGGAGGUAUUUCAGUCGUGUGUCCUUGGACAGACUCCUGGUGUGAUUUUGAUCUGGAAUUUCCUCUGUGAGCUCAUGUUUGGAAUGAUAAUUUAAAAACAAAAACAGGAGAAUAAUGAACAGUAUUACUUCUAAGUGAAUGUCACUCAAGGUGGGGAGAACAGUAAGUUCAGGUGGCGGGCAUUUGUGGAAAAGUAAAUUUCCUGGACUCACUCACGUAGCUCUGCUGUAGAGUCGUGUGUUCGUGACAGCACAGCCGGCCCAGAACCCGGCCCACCGUCCACGUAGCAGGGUCCUGGUGUGCCAGCCUCGUGUCUGGCCACCCCGUCCACGCUGGCAGCUGGGAGGACACAGGCAUGUGCCCGCAGGGUGCCGUGCCAGCAGACGGGUGUCUGGAAGCAGACCUCCACCCCGGCUGGCGAGGCCGCCUGCAGGGCUGCUCGGGCACCGCGUCGCUCAGCCCCGUGAGAGGAGACGCGCCCCCUGCUGCCGGGAGAGGGAGAAAGACAGCAUUCGUCUGGAUGCCUGUCGUUUCUGCUCAGUUCUAAGCAGAUAAAAGCUGCCUUCUCAGUGAUGAUACUUCACACGUGUAUGGAGUGCUAGAGUACGAAAUGCUUCUUAGAACACUUUUUAAACUACGGACGCAAAAUAACAUUCCAGAAAAUAUGGACUUAAGGGAAAAGAACACCCAUAAUUCUUAAUAAAACUGCGUUUCGCACUUUGGUAUGUUA